UCUUUUAUUUGUCAUCAUCGUCUGAUAGAUCAUGUCUGGAAGAGGCAAAGGCGGGAAAGGGCUCGGGAAAGGAGGCGCGAAGCGUCACCGUAAAGUUCUGCGCGAUAACAUCCAGGGAAUCACCAAACCCGCCAUUCGUCGUCUGGCUCGCCGCGGCGGCGUCAAGCGCAUCUCCGGGCUGAUCUACGAGGAGACCCGCGGUGUGUUGAAGGUGUUUCUGGAGAACGUUAUCCGCGAUGCCGUCACCUACACCGAGCACGCCAAGAGAAAGACCGUCACCGCCAUGGAUGUUGUGUACGCGCUGAAGCGACAGGGACGAACCUUGUACGGCUUCGGAGGAUAAACACCUGAAACCAGGAGAAACUACACAAACCCAACGGCUCUUUUAAGAGCCACACACUCUUACACACAAAGAGCUGAUCAGAUCAUAUUGAUUCAUGUGUUAUUCAGACAUGAACCAUAAACACUUCUGAAUAAACCAUGAAAGUCAUACAAAAUGAAAAUGGAGAUUUUAUAAUAUAGUUACUUUAAUAUUAUGAGUGUAAUUGCAUCUAAAACUGAGUUUAAUUACUCUUUGGAGAUGAAACUUUAUAACCAGAACAUUUUUGUUUGUUUCAGAAACACAUUUCUCUGAGAUUAAGAUCUAGUUUCACAGACAGCGUUUAGACUGAGAUCUUAAAUUAGGAUUUAAUUAUCUUAUAUAAAUGUGUCUUAGAAAGAAACAUUGCUGUUGAGACAAAACAGUGACACUGACAUAUUUUAAGACAGGACAGCACAAGUUUCUUUAGUUAAAGUUUAAACAUGUAUUUUAGUCUCAGACUAGCUUUAAUCCUCAUCUGUGAAACUGCGGGUAAUUGUCUAAUUUGUGUCACAUGACACGAUUUAUUCCUGUAGACUUUGAAUUAAAGUGUCUUACAAAAUAUAGACAAAUCUAAAUAUGACCAGCAAA
Messenger RNA from Megalobrama amblycephala (Wuchang bream), 949 nucleotides. Its product is annotated as histone H4. Gene Ontology annotation, cellular component: nucleosome. The coding region runs from base 32 to 343 and encodes 103 amino acids. Gene Ontology annotation, molecular function: structural constituent of chromatin; protein heterodimerization activity; DNA binding. The transcript has a single exon. Lineage: Eukaryota; Metazoa; Chordata; Actinopteri; Cypriniformes; Xenocyprididae. Gene Ontology annotation, biological process: nucleosome assembly. The record is from RefSeq and is a predicted model, not a curated record.